AUGACUUCACGGCGCGUGCGGGCAUCCGGACAACAAAGAAUCAACAAAAACGCCCGGGAGCGAGAGAAGCGGCGGAGAGACCGGCUGGUCCAAUCCACCCAUGACUAUGGCUGCCUGUUCGGAGCUAAAGCAUACCUGAUCAUUCAGGACAGUCGCGGAGAGGUUACAGAGUACCAGAAUUCAACUCAGUGGCCACCAUCGCGAAAACAAUUACUACACUAUUUCCCCAUGGCAGAACGACUAGGUCCGAAGGACUUCACAGCAUCCACACAGGACCCUACCAGAACGGCAGCUCCAGGACCUUCGAUACAGAUACCACCGCCAGGGACAGGCGCCGACCCGUGUCAGACGGAAACUUUCUUCCCGGGCAACAUCUUGAAUCAGGAAGACCAACAGGGCCAGACAGCCAGAGCUGACCUACAGAAUGAGAUGGAUGCACCGUACACGUUCGCGUUUGCCUCGGACACGGGAUUUUUGGAUACUCUUUUCGAGAAUGGCAUAGACAAGGAGCAAAGCUUGGAGCAGAAGAUACCGCUGUAG
Messenger RNA from Aspergillus wentii DTO 134E9, 540 nucleotides. RefSeq lists its product as uncharacterized. The transcript is spliced from 2 exons. Lineage: Eukaryota; Fungi; Ascomycota; Eurotiomycetes; Eurotiales; Aspergillaceae. The coding region runs from base 1 to 540 and encodes 179 amino acids. The record is from RefSeq and is a predicted model, not a curated record.